This is a messenger RNA of Anoplophora glabripennis (Asian longhorned beetle), 474 nucleotides long. RefSeq lists its product as uncharacterized. Bases 28 to 408 code for a protein of 126 amino acids. NCBI's taxonomy places the organism in Eukaryota, Metazoa, Arthropoda, Insecta, Coleoptera, Cerambycidae. The record is from RefSeq and is a predicted model, not a curated record. The transcript is spliced from 3 exons.
UAUUUAGUUGAUAGAAACAAGUGAACCAUGAUCCAACUAACUUCUUUGGUGUUGAUGCUAUUAAUAGCGUUUUCAAAAGUAGAUUCAAACUCAGCAUUGAUCUGCUAUGAGUGUUCUCAACCUAAAGGGUUAGGGCUAGCUUGUGAGACGAACGUAGAAUCUGUAACACAAACAACGUGUGCAACAGACCUUAGUUGCGUCAAAUACGUUUGGACAAAUGCGGGAUCUUCGGUCAUUCACAGACAUUGUACAUCUCUUACAUGCGUGCAACUGGGACAAAAUUCAACUCAGUUCAACACUUUAGAAUCCUGCGAGACAUGCUACACCGAUCUCUGUAACAAGGCCUCUCCUACUAAAAUGUCUUUAAUGUUAAUACCAUUAAUGUAUACAUUAUUUAGGUUUUUGUAGGGAUAACUAUUAUAACCAUUUAGUACCGACAAUGAUUUUUGUACAAUAAAAAUUAUGUUUUUAGUA